UAGGCCUGUUUUGAAUUUGCACCUUUAACCAUCUUAUGUGGAUAAAUUCUCGUGUGAGAUCUUUUUUAUAUAUGAGUUGAAUAGUUUAAUUAACACAAUUAUUAAUAUAUGAGUUUUUUUUUAUGGUUAUUUUAUCGAAAGACAAUUUUUCAGAUACAUAACUAUUUUAUGUGAGAGUUAUUUUUAUUAAAUGAGACAAACUAUAAACAAGGAAAACUCCCAUAUGCAUUAAUACACCUCUUAACUCGUACACCAACCACAUAAUAAAUGUUUGUAAAUUCUCAUUCAGAACUGAUAGAUCCUAAAAAGAACAACCAUAUAAGCCAUCAGGUAAACCUAAGAGUUAAUAAAGAGAGAGAAAAUGAAGAACAAACAUGAAGAUCAACAACAAGAUCAAGAAAUAAACAACUCAACAAAAUUGGAAAUGGAGAAAAAACAACCAUUAAUAUUUAUUCAAGUAUUUGAACAAAUUUAUAGGGCUAUUGUUUGGUAUUUAGGUUUUAGAGAAAUACCUUCUGCAACUCGUACUUCCGCUACUGAUGAUGUCAGCAAUGUUAGUACGAGCUGUGAAGGAAGUCAUCAUGAUCAACCUAAUAUUCCGUUCGAAAAUAGGGUCUGUGAAGGCAGUAUCGAUGAUGAUAAUAAAGAUUUUUAUGGCGAUAACGAUAACGUUAAUGAUGGUAAAGAUGAUGAUGAUGGAUGUGAUGGUUACGGUGGUGGCGGAGGAAAUGGUGGCGCAGAUGAUGGUGAUGGUGACGGUGACGGUGACGGUGACGGUGUAAUAGACCCAGGAACUACUCCUAUUGAUUCUGAAAGUAUUAAAACAAAGGCCAUAAGGAAGCCACAAAGGCCUGGCAUAGGAAGUGGAAGACCUGGUCAAACUCACUGAAAACAAACACCAAUGCAACUAUCUAUUACUUUGAUUAUCGGGUACGCUGACAGAAGAAGAGGGUCAUUUGAAAAACGAACUUAGGACAAUUUUAUUUGAAAAAUAUAAUACUUACUUUAAAUCUCCGAGGAUUAAUUGCUUAAUAUAUUCUACAUAUUUAAUGGUAUUAGUAUGCAUACAUAUAAUUUGAUUAAGUAGGAGACAAAUGUAUGCUUAAUUCUCAACUUUCUAAUUUGCUUUUUUCUAGCUUGUUUAAUCACAUUUAUGUUGUACUUUUGGGUGUGAAUUGUUGUAUAUAUGUAGGAACUUCUUAUAUGAACAUUUGUUUGUUUUUAACAAGUAUUUGAGUUGUGGCAUACUUUCUC
This is a messenger RNA of Amaranthus tricolor (Joseph's coat), 1254 nucleotides long. RefSeq names its product pathogenicity cluster 5 protein d-like. The record is from RefSeq and is a predicted model, not a curated record. NCBI's taxonomy places the organism in Eukaryota, Viridiplantae, Streptophyta, Magnoliopsida, Caryophyllales, Amaranthaceae. The transcript is spliced from 2 exons. The coding region runs from base 362 to 889 and encodes 175 amino acids.